Molecule: messenger RNA, 1982 nt
Organism: Phaedon cochleariae (mustard beetle)
Lineage: Eukaryota; Metazoa; Arthropoda; Insecta; Coleoptera; Chrysomelidae
Source: the annotation of a GenBank genome assembly
CAAAUCGCCGCCAUUCCAUAACAUAAUCCCAUGAAAUUUGCAAGGUUGUUGAAGUUUGCUUGUUUUGUUUGCUGUUUACGUAUGUCGCUUGCAUUGCAUGUCGCUUGUGUAGCAGAAAAUUUUUGGAGGUUUAUCGCAUUAUCAAAAACUUGAGUUUCUGAAUCGAAUUCGUUAUUGUUAAAACAGCGAAAAAUGAAGAAACCAAGCUUCAAAGUAGGUGAUAAAGUUUUUGCUAAAGUAAAAGGAUACCCUCCAUGGCCAGCAAAAAUCAUUGCUGAAAACGGAAAGAAAUAUAACGUGGAAUUUUACGGAACUGGAGAAACGGGUGUCAUCAAAAUAGAAGAUUUGUUUUAUUUCAAAAAGAAUAAACAGAAGUUCCAAAGACCUUUGAAACGCAAGGAUUACCUUGAUGCAUUUGAUCAAAUAGAAGAAGCCAUUGCAGAAGAUGGAGGAGAUGGAGAUGAAACACCAAAUGUUAAUGAUUCCACAUCAGAUAUGAGCAGUGUGUCAUUAAAUUCUUCAACCGUUUCCCUGAAUACUUCUGUGAAAGAGAAAAAAGGUGUUAAAAGAGAAAGAACAGCAUCUACAAAAUCUGAAGCUACUCCAGUUAAGAAAUCGUCACGAUUGACAAGAUCAGAAGAAGCUAAAUCUGAAGAUGUUGUGACCGAAGAGAAAGAACCAUCUGUUACCCCUGCUAAGAAAUCUCCAAAAUCCAGGGUAAAAAAAGAUAAGGAAAUUAAAGUUGAUGAAUCAUCAAAUGUUGAAACGAAUGAAUCAGUUCCUGAAGAACUCGACCAGAAACCCGAUAAUGGAAAUGAAGAAAAUGAGCCUGUGAAACAAGAAACUGGAAAAAAUGUCUUAGAAAAUUCUGCUCCAGUCGAUGUCAAAAUUGAAAUUGUUUCUGACCAACAUCUCAAAUACAACAUUAGCUAUGGUAAACAUGUUAAGGAAAUGAAGUCUAUUUAUAAAGAAAGAUCUGUCGAACCAAGAGAAGAUUACAUAAGGCAAGUCUUGCCUGUCCAACUUCCGUCGGGCAUAAUGGGGGGAAUAAAGCUCCACGCAGACUGGCCCCUAAAAUUCGACAACGAAUAUGAUAGGGCGGUCUACGAUGAGUCGGUAGCGCAAAAUGCCUUGGAGGCAAAAGUUAAAAUAUUAUCAGGCGACACCAGCUUAACCAGCGAUGCUGAGAAAUUCGUUUCCGAUAUCGGAUUAUCCGCAGAGGAAAUCAAACAGCAGAGCCUGGCGAAAGACGUGAAAUUGAGAACUGCCAGAGUGGCUCGCUUGAAACAGGAGGCCGAGUUAGUUAGUCUCGAUGGGAAAAUCAAAAACUGUCUCGGGCUAGACAAGGCCGAUCCUAAAGAAGCGAUAGGUUAUCUGGAAGAGAUGAACGCUAUUGAUUUCGAUGAUGUUAUGCUGAAAAAGCAUUUGCAUAUCGUCGAAAUGGUGAGGAGGUUGCGAAAGUACGUGGGGAACACUAAAGAAUGGAAAAUGACGGACGAUUCUUUGACGGAGUUUUCAAGCCAAGCAGAGAAAGUUAGAUCUAAGGCCGAGGAUGUUUAUGCAAAGUUCAAGAAAGUGGUGAAGUUGCCGGAAAAUUCCACAAGUUUCUUUGAAGGUUUCACAGAGUUGGUGAGUCAGUUUAGAGCCACAUGCAAGGAAAUGGAUAUGUCAGAAACUGAGAUUUUCGUUUUAUGUGCAGAACCAAGGUCUCGUCAAGCAUUUAUGGAUCGGCUUGAUGAAAAAGAAACUCAGGAAAUUUCUACUGAAGAAGAGGCACCCAUAAAUGGAGCAGAGGAAUUACCAGCAGGCAGGAGUUAAAUAUGGUAUAUGCUAUCAUAUAGUUUUAUAUAUUUGACAUUGUAUAUAAGGAAAUUCAAUAUAAGGUUAAGCCCUCUAUUUUUCCAUGAAGCUCAAAGGGCAUAUUCAAAGUUUGAUUUCAAAAAAGUCCUGGUAAUUUUUUAAUAAAGAUUACAAAUAUUAAA